Patella vulgata (common limpet) is the source of this 2091-nucleotide messenger RNA. Its product is annotated as protein SSUH2 homolog. Bases 266 to 1471 code for a protein of 401 amino acids. The transcript has 13 exons. The record is from RefSeq and is a predicted model, not a curated record. NCBI's taxonomy places the organism in Eukaryota, Metazoa, Mollusca, Gastropoda, Patellidae.
GUUUCAUUUCAACAUUCAUUGCUUUUAUGAUAUGAAUGACAUGAUCCGGAUCUUGCCUAUAGGUUGCGCAAUGUUAUCCGAAUGAUUCUUGUGUAAACUUUAAGACUUCUUGCAAGUUUGCGUGUUUAAACUUGUUUUGGGAUACAGAUGACGAUAAAAUUUAAAACUUAUCAAGAUAAAGAUAGAAACUUAUUUGAUACAAACCUCAUACUAUAAUCAACAGUUAUCAGCUUCGACCCCAGUCUUGCCAGAUUCUUUCUACGAUAUGGCGACUACAGGGUAUGGUGGUGGUGCCCCAGCAGGGGCUGUUCCCGGUGCGCCUCCAGGGGGUGCCCCGUCGACAUACCAAGGUCAGAUGCCUGCUGCGGAUGUUAAAGAUGAUCCUAAUAUGAAAGCUCCCGGACCUACUGCCCCACCUCCAGGUCAACUAGAAGCUGUGGGAGGUUAUGAAAACAUCGGUUUUAAUGCCUCGGCACUCCCUCCACCGUCAUACGACGAAUCAGAACGAGGUGCACCACCAGAAAAUAGAGAAUUUAAAGCUGUACCAACAAUAACAGAAGAAGAGGCUAGAGAGGCACUGCUAUCAUUUGUAGCAGAACAUUGUUGUUAUGGCAAGAAGGCAGCACAAGAAAUGAACUACACAGAUUUAAAAUCAACCAGCGCCUUUCAUUAUACGUUAGAAACAUUUGGUGAGGGUAGGACAACGGCUUGGGCGUAUGAACCUUUUAUUGGUCAAACUAUUGAUGUUCCUCAGAAUGGUCCAGCCCCCGGUCCUUGGGAUAUUCAAGCACAGCCAACAGCCAUGUUUCAGAAUGGUAAAAUUGAGAUAGAAGUUCCUCACACAGCUGGUGUUAAGCCGUGUCAUGAGUGUCUUGCUACUGGUCGAAUCCGAUGUUUUCGUUGUCAAGGUCGUGGAAGAUUACAUUGUCAUUCUUGUAAUGGAAGUGGUAGAGAAUCGUAUUAUGAAGAUGGGGAACGUAGACAUAGAACAUGUUGUCAUUGUGAUGGUUCGGGUAGACGAAGAUGUUAUACGUGUGAUGGUUAUGGUAUGAUAACAUGUACAGUAUGUGAUGGUAGAGCUAGUCUAAAAUUUUAUAUUAAAUUAACGGUGCUAUGGACCAAUCAUUUGGAGGAUCAUAUUGUAGAAAGAACAGCAUUACCAGAUGAACUAAUCCGUGGUGUUUCAGGACAAAUUUCUUUUGAAGAAACAGUUCCUAGGGUAUGGCCAAUUGUUCAUUUUCCAGAUCAAGAAGUGAACAUGGCGUCAAAGAACCUUGUAGCUAAACAUGCGUCUAGCUAUGCAAAUGAACGUAUUUUAAUGCAGAGACAUAAGGUUAGAAUAAUUCCUGUAACACAAGCCUAUUACAAGUGGAAGGAUAGCGAUGCAAAUUAUUUUGUGUAUGGAUUUGAGAAAAAAGUUUUUGCGCCGGAUUACCCACAGAAAUGCUGUUGGGGUUGUUCCAUCCAGUAAUACACAAGUAUCCAUCAAAUUACAGCGCAUGAAUACACUGAUAACAAAUGUAUGUUUGCUGUUCAAGUUUCUCCCCCAAAAUCAACAAAAAACAAGAUUCUGUGUAAUUUAUUAUCAUUUAUAUAUUUGUGCUAUCAAUUAUCUUUCUUGUGUAUGUUGAAAACAGAGUUAUAUACAGAUAUUUAAAAAUAAAAUAACAUGCUCAAGUCAGAUCACCUUAAACCGCUGAUCAAAAAUAGUCAUCUUCAUAAUGUUACGGUUUUCCGUUACGGUAAAUGGGCUUAGUAGUCCAACUACAUAGAUUUGUAAAGAGAACGGUGAUUGUUGUAAUAGUUGAGUCUUGUCUAUCAUACACAAUAUCAUAUAAUAAGUACAAGCUACGUCUGAAGUGUACUAAACUUGUACUUGGCAUUUAAAAAAAACACGUACAAACUAUCACUCUUCUAGAAUGCAAUUAUUUCAAAACAAGUGGAUUUCUUAUUUAAAACACCAUUUAUGAUCUAUACAAUUGCGAAUAUAAUUCCCCAAGAAUAUGUCGAUAUGAUGACUAAUUUAUUGUGUUGUAUGACUUUGUUAUUCUUUGAUUUAAUAAAAGUUUGUAAAUUUUAUAUAAUGCCGUC